Messenger RNA from Pistacia vera, 2294 nucleotides. RefSeq names its product probable bifunctional methylthioribulose-1-phosphate dehydratase/enolase-phosphatase E1 2. The record is from RefSeq and is a predicted model, not a curated record. Lineage: Eukaryota; Viridiplantae; Streptophyta; Magnoliopsida; Sapindales; Anacardiaceae. Gene Ontology annotation, cellular component: cytoplasm. Gene Ontology annotation, molecular function: methylthioribulose 1-phosphate dehydratase activity; magnesium ion binding; acireductone synthase activity. Bases 23 to 2182 code for a protein of 719 amino acids. The transcript has 13 exons.
GUUGUGAAGAUGGAGGGUCAAGAUGAUGAUGAUCGUACUCUUGAAAAAGAUGCUACCUCCACCAGUUAGAGCCUUCCAGACUCGCGAAGACCUUCUCAAACAUGUUCGCGACUUUGCGUUGACACAGGGAUAUAUGAUAUCGAUUAAAGAUUCUUCCCGGGAUAGAUAUGUGAGCGUUUCGUGUGAUAGAGGUGGCGUUUAUCGCAAAAGGCUCAAGACUGGUGAAAAUAUGCGCCAAAGAAAGACGCCUUCACGCCUUACUAAUUGUCCCUUUAAGGUUGUUGGGAAAGAAGAUCAUGAUGUGUGGGCACUCACCAUUAAAUCUGCCGAACACAGUCAUGAACCUUCUAAAGAAAUUUCUGACCACCCUUCUUGCCGGCGUUUUACUGAAGAAGAGGUGUUAACGAUAAGAGAAAUGACUGACGCAGGUAAAAAGCCACGACAGAUUCUCAAAGCUUUAAGGAAGAGAAAUCCAAGUCUUGUAUCAGAUUCGAGGAAUGUUUACAAUGUCAAAGCUAAAAUUCGGCGCGAGAUUUUAUCAGGAAAGAAGAUGGAGCCUUCAACAUCAUCAUCGACUGCCAUAAACGCAGUCAACGGUGCAACCAAGCUGACGCAACCACACCUCCAAAACGGCUUAGAAGUUACAGGGUCAUCCCCGGUGUGUAUGGAGAGUAAAACAGUUGGUGAAAGUUGCGCUCUAGCCGCAGAGCUUUGCCGCCACUUUUAUACACUUGGUUGGGUAUCGGGUACAGGUGGCAGCAUCACAAUCAAAGUUCACGAUGAUGCCAUUCCCAGGCCUCACCAGCUCAUUGUCAUGUCCCCUUCUGGUGUUCAGAAGGAGAGAAUGGUUGCCGAGGACAUGUAUGUGCUAUCUUCUGAUGGAUUCUUGUUGUCAUCACCUCCUCUUAAGCCAUAUCCUCACCGGCUUCCUAAGUGUACUGAUUGUGGUCAUAUUUUCAUGAAGGUUUAUGAAAUUUGUGAUGCUGGGGCUGUUAUUCACAGCCAUGGAAUUGAGGCUUGUCUUGUAACGAUGAUGAAUCCUUUCUCAAAGGAGUUCCGUAUCACUCAUAUGGAGAUGAUAAAAGGAAUUCAAGGCCAUGGUUAUCAUGAUGAGCUUGUGCUCCCAAUUAUUGAGAACUCUGCCCAUGAAGGGGAACUCACGGAGUCCUUUACUGAAGCGAUCAGUGCAUACCCGAAAGCAACAGCUGUACUUGUUCGCAACCAUGGGGUAUAUAUUUGGGGAGAUUCAUGGAUUAGUGCCAAAACACAGGCUGAAUGCUAUCAUUAUCUCUUUGAUGCGGCUAUCAAGCUUCAUCAGUUGGGAUUGGACUGGUCCACUCCAACCCAUGGUCCAAUUCACAAUAUCCAGGGAGUUUGGGGAUGUGGUGUGAAUUUAAGCAGGGCUCUGAAGGCUGGGUCUCUUACUUUGGAUUAUGUGAUUGAACCUUCCCAAUGUUGUGUACUGCUCAACAUAGAAGGAACUAUGACCCCCCUGUCAUUUGUUAGUAAUAUUCUUUUUUCCUAUGCCCAUGGUAAUGUAGAGAAACAUUUAGCUGCUACAUUUGACAGUGAAGAAACUCAAGAUGAUAUUCAUCUUUUGCGUUCUCAGAUUCAGAAUGAUUUGGAUCAAGGUGUUGCUGGAGCUGUGGCUGUCCCACCAGAUUACGUUGGACAAGAUUUGGUGAUUCCUGCUUUGGUUGCCAAUGUGGAAGCAAUGAUCAGGGCUGACAGGAAAGUCAUUGCCCUAAAACAACUGCAAGGUCAUAUAUGGAGGACUGGAUUUCAAAAUAAUGAGUUGGUGGGCAUUCUAUAUGAUGAUGUGCCAGAAGUUCUUGAGAGAUGGCAUGCUGCAGGCAUCAAGGUGUACAUAUACUCAAAUUGCAGCAGAGAAGCACAACGGCUUCUAUUUGCAAAGUCCAAUUAUGGGGAUUUGAGAAAAUACUUUUGUGGAUUUUUUGACACUGUGGUGGGAAACAAAAAUGAAAGCCAUAGUUACCUGGAGAUUUUGCGCACAGUUGGAGUGGAUAGGCCAGCAGACAUGUUAUUUGUGACUGAUGUCUUCCAAGAAGCUGUUGCUGCCAGUGCUGCAGGUUUGGAAGUGAUAAUCUCCAUCCGGCCAGGAAAUGGAGCUCUACCAGAUGAGCAUGGGUUUAGAACGGUUGAAUCCUUGUUGGAUACUUAAUUCCGCCCAUUAUGGGUAUGUAAUGUAAUACUACAUAUUUUUUUUGUAUUAAUACAUGUUGUGUAUGCAAAUAGUGUUGUUUCUCCAUGUAAAUAUGAAUUAGUUUAUUUAG